CGUCCAGGUGCUAGACCUUCCACGCGCAUCUCUGACCUGCUGCACAGUUAAGGCCUAGCCCGAGUGGGGACGUGUUUGCUUUUGAGGCUCUCAACAUGGGAACGCUUCCUGCGCGGAAAGAUAUCCCGCCGUGGGUGAAAGUUCCCGAAGAUUUGAAAGACCCUGAAGUGUUCCAGGUCCAGACGCGACUGCUGGAAGCCAUAUUUGGCCCACACGGAUCUGGAAUCCCGUAUUUCGAGAAAGUGUGUAAGGCCAUGCUCGAGCUGCAUGUUCUGGAAUCCUCGGACCUCACUGAAGUCGUGGUUUACGGCUCUUACUUGUACAAGCUUCGUUCCAGGUGGAUGCUCCAGUCCCUGGCCGAGUGGCACCGCCAGCGUCAGGAACGAGGGAUAAUCAAACUUGAGGAAGCCAUGAAUGCCCUCGGACUAGGCCCUGAGAUGAACUGAAGCUGUUUUGUAAUCAACAUAUCUGGGACCAGGAUGUAAAGAAAAACAGGCCAGAGUUGGAGCAGCUCUAGUCUGGUUUAAACUGCUCCAGUUUGAUAAGGAAAAACUAGGCGUUUUGGGUUCUCUGGUUUUGCCUCUGAGUCCUGAUGUGACUUUCCCCCCAAAUUUGCCAAUAAAG
Messenger RNA from Talpa occidentalis (Iberian mole), 624 nucleotides. It is a transcript of the gene DPPA5, whose product is annotated as developmental pluripotency associated 5. Lineage: Eukaryota; Metazoa; Chordata; Mammalia; Eulipotyphla; Talpidae. Gene Ontology annotation, molecular function: mRNA binding. The record is from RefSeq and is a predicted model, not a curated record. Gene Ontology annotation, cellular component: cytoplasm. Bases 96 to 446 code for a protein of 116 amino acids. Gene Ontology annotation, biological process: regulation of gene expression. The transcript is spliced from 3 exons.